Messenger RNA from Apiotrichum porosum, 696 nucleotides. RefSeq lists its product as uncharacterized. Lineage: Eukaryota; Fungi; Basidiomycota; Tremellomycetes; Trichosporonales; Trichosporonaceae. The record is from RefSeq and is a predicted model, not a curated record. The transcript has 4 exons. The coding region runs from base 1 to 696 and encodes 231 amino acids.
AUGAGACUCUGGUCAACGCUCCUCCUCGCCGCAGCCCCGCUGGCUGCAGUGGCGCAAGCCCGCCGCGAAGCCCAAGUCUACCUGCACCCCGCUCCCACCCUCGCCGCUCACAAGGCCGCUCCAACCCUCACAUCGUCUCAGGCAGAGACUGUCAUCGGCCACCAUCUCGGCGUAGACCUCAGCGGUUCUCCCACGCCCCACGAUAAGGGCGUUUGGGCCCACCUCCUCCAUUUCUGGGAGGGACAGCAGCGUCCGCGCGUCGUCAUUGUUGAAGGUGUCGAUGCGCAGGUCAUUCUCCCAACGGCGCUGAAGAGUGGCCCGGCAUUCUACCUCGACGACGCCAGCGUCUCCUGCCUCGACCCGUACAUUGCCGCAGCGCGCGAGGCCCUUGAGCGGGUGAGCAAGCUCCCCAUCGUGAAGAACCUCCUCGACACGCUUGACCUUGCCACGACUCGCGCCGGCCGAGCACUGUCGGCCGAGCUCUCGGCCCUGGUUACGCUCGCCGACUCGCUCUGGACGUCUGCAGAGUCUACAUGGGAUGCCGUGGCAGUACGGCUCGGACGCGCUGAGCAUGGAUCCGAACUCUGGAAUACUGCCAUCACGGGCCUCAAGGCCGGGCUGGAGAGCAUGACGCAACCCAACUCUCCCCCGGUUGUGCUUGUCAUCAUGCCCGCCGCUGGCCGACACGGCCACUAG